AUGUGCGUGGAUUUCUACCUCACGCUUCGGGUCGUGUGCGUAUUAAUCUGAAGUGUCUUCGCCAGGUGAACCCUUGGAAGGACUCUUGAUGGAUUUCUGAUUUCUGGGAACAUUGAUUCGCCGAAAAAUGGACUGUGGGAACUCAGUGGAGAGGAAGGUGAUGAGGUAGUGCUGAUCCGCCGGUGACGACCGUCUAAGAUGUUACAGACAUCAGACUGAGGAACUGAUCGAAUUAUGCGUUCACCAUGAGCUACCCGGAAAAACGACAUGUGAGCCAUAAAGCCGGCAUGCAGCACCUUUCCUACCUGGACAGCUUCAUGGACGAGACGGACCGAGAGGUUAUGAGCCUUACGGACCGAGCCUUCAAGAGUCUAUGCAUCGGUGAUGAAGCGAUCUACAACGACUCGGGACUCUCACCCUCACCAGUCGACUGGCACAAGCCUCUCGCGGAGGACAAACGAGAGAAAUCUUUCUGGGAUGUUAAGAACCACGGAGUUCAUCGAGCCAACGGUUUAAGUAACAAACCAUGGCAGAUGAUCGAAAACUCGUCUAAGUUGUCGUCACUUUUUGGAGACGCCAAGGUGACAAACGGGGACUCGUGGGACAAAUCAGCACUGCUUAGCAUCCAGAAAGAGCUCUCGGAAUUUUCCUAUCAGAACCACUUCGCGGAGGAACAGUUUCACCAUGCUAGGAAUCAUCUUAAGUUGUCGGAGAACGGGAGCGCCAAGGAUACGUCUAUGCAAUCGGGAAAAUCCUCCAAAAACAAACAGAUCAAGUCCAGUAAGCUGAGAAAGCUGAACUCUAAAAACUCGUUUCUUCACAGUGAAUUCAGUGCGUUCAGGUCUUGGGGUGAUUUAAACAGAUUUAGACUGGACAGCAUUUCUCAGACCAUUUUCCAAAAGUGCCCAACAACCGAACUGUACGAUUCUCAGCUUUACAAGGAACUGGCUACGUCCAACAGAUUACCAGCUCCUGCUCCAUGGUCAAGUAGGGAUACGGAUCUAAAAAACGCAACUCCGGAACCUCAACAUGAACCUAAACCUGUGGUGUCACAACAAGCAGGUCAAACACUGAAUGUAGAACAGAUAGAAGCUCACAGGACUCCUCAGCUCCAACAGCCUCAACUGCAGACUUCGUCUGGAUUGGUUCAGAGAUGCCAAUCUGAUGGGGAUCUAUCCGCCCCUUGGAGGAAAAAACGAAGCAGACCAAAAGGUGUUCCAACACUUAAGAGCUCAUCUGUCUCCGAAAGGUCAAAACCUGCAGACGAGGGUGCAAUGUCAAUCAGACAGGAGGUCAGGACGAUGGAAGAACCAGCCUCCUCCAGCUCGACUCCGUUUAGUAUUUUACACUUGUUGACUCCGGUUAUACCCUCCAGACAGGGUACGGAGAGCUCGGAAGUACUUCAAUCUGUUCUCUCGCCCAUGGCUGCCGAGCUUCCGAGACUCCUCGGGACAGAGGUACGUCCGUCACCCGAGGUCAAACGAGAGAGCUACAAAGCAAUGGCGUCGGGUCUGCUGUUCAAUCUCAAGGACAACAGAAAGCGCGUCAAGGCGAUGUACAGCCCACCAAAGUUCAAACAGUCUAACAGCUCUGCAGGCCAAAACGAAACGUCUUCUCUGGUGGAACAGGACGCCACCGUGGAUAAACUUCCACUUCCAGAGGUUUCAGAUGCUAAACCCAGUUCACCUCUUGGUCAACAUGAACAUUUAUCCCCACUGAGACCUGAGACUGCAGAUAUGCAAAAGUCACCAUGCACACCCUGUAAUACGCACCUCAAUAGCGGUCUGCCAGAUGACUUUUUGGCACUGAGUCUACUGCAAGACGGAGGUUUGAAGUCAAAACGAAGCCCGGUCGUUAAAUCAUCGUACCCAUCUUUAAAUCUGUACUGCAAAGCUGCUCUAGCAGAAUCUGACGCCAAAGCGACGCCCGUGGACGUCCCUGCGGGUAACAAAGAACACAGCAGAGUCCCAGAAAGGAAUGGUAAAGACCUGAUUGAACCAGUAACGAACCAGAAGAUUAAACAAGUGAACUAUGAGAAUACUAGACAACCAGAAAAGCCAGCUGAGGCACUUUUGGCCAGCAGUAAUCAAGACAAAAUGAAUACAGGAGGAACAGGAAAGGUAGAGCAAAAACCUGCUCAAGAUAAGGACAGCUGUAGAAAGGACACAAAGACUAAGCAUUCGUUUUCAGCCAGGCAAAACAACUACAUUAAAAGUCAAAGAUAUGUCAGCGUCGAUGAAGAGGAGGCUCACCAGACAAGAGAGAGGAUAAGUCUUGGGAAAAAGGAAAGUGCAAGCAAGGUUGAAGAGAGUAUAGACGUGCAAAAUGAUAAAGAAAUAUUGGACAAUCCAAAUGACCAGAAUAGGAUACACCUGAAGAAUGAUUUUAAUACAUCCAGUGAGGACAGAACGUCCAAAAAGAAUGCUCUAUCUAUGAAAGGAAACACGUCCGCAAAAAUAGCGCUGUUCGAUUUCAAAGACAAAGAGCCCAGCAAGACCCACCAGGUUCCAGAAUCCAAGAGAGAGAACGUAGUAAUGGACAAGUACAAGCAAGCGGCGGUGGCAUUGGAGGAGAUGAUUGCUAGUAGAGAACAUAGAAAACAUCACUCCAUAUCCUCCACCGAUACUGAUGAGAGGCAGCCGGGCGGUCAGGAGUUAGGGGACUGCAAGCAAGCGAGUCAGACGGACACAUCAGAAAGUGUUACAACAGACAGGAGAGGUCAGAAGGCCACCAGCCAAAAUGUUCAAAGCAUGCCAGGCACAAACACCAAACAUGGUGAACGUCAUGUGGCCGAGGUAAAAUUAGCCCAGGCUUGUGAGCCUUGUGAGCAAGAAGGUGCUGCAGAGCGUAGCCGACAUAAAACCGGGCUAAUAAAACCUAGAGAGGUGGACGCGACUGACAGACCGAGUCAACGAGCCGAGGCAGAUGAAGUCAGGUCGAUGGAUAAGCUCGCCGAGGUCAAAGAAAGGCGACACGUGGACAUGAAUAGUUCAGUAGUUUCUAGAAGUCCGGAUGAUCUUACAAAACAAGGUGGAGAGUCGGGGAUUCAGGAAGGGAGUUCUUAUAAAGCAGAGGUUCCUUCUAGAGAAGGUGGAGAACAAGCAGGUCAUGAAAUGGAAGGAAAUGGAUUUGUUGGAGAAAGAACAAAGGUCAAGGAUGUGAAAUUGAACAUACAGAAGGAGAGAGGACCGGUAAAAGGUCACGUAUCAAUGCUUUUAGAAAGUUUAACUGAGCCAAGAGAGAAUGCUCCAGAAAGUUUGAUUCAAGAAGGUAUUCAAGGUCUGGAGAUCUACGCAGAACGGGACAAUAUAAACCAAGAAGUGGUCGCACCAAAUUAUACAUUUGGAGCUGCAGACGUUGACGCUACGUUAAUAAAACACGGUCAUAAAGCGUUAGGCACGACAGAUUUAACCCUAGCUGCAAGACGUGGGGAGGAUUUACAUAAUAAAAGUCUCAAUGCGAAUGUUUCUGAUGUUCCUGAAGAUCUGCAUUCAUCUGGACGCCACAGUAGCGUCUCGAUUGAGUUUUUUAAUGAUCUAGUUGAUAAAUCUGAUAAAGAAAAGGUCAAAUCUAAUCAAUCGAAUCAGAUUCCACAAAUUUUGGAGUCAGGAAAACAUGAUGAGGCUCAAAAUGUUUCUGAGAACAUGUAUGAUAUUCCCAGUCAAUGUUCGGAUAUUUUAAAGGAGUCAAACCAAACAGAAGAGUCUUCGCACAAGACUCAUGACAGUUGUGAGGGUAAUCUGGAGCAAACAAAGCAUAGCUUAUCUAAAAGCAAACCCAAUAGUUCUGGUAUGGCAGCUUCCCCGACAAGUGAGGCGGAAAAAAGUGGAUGGGUGCGUUGUUUAAUAGACUCAGGUAAAAAUCUAACACCCACCUGUCCAUCCAAUGCAUCUUCUCCAACGAUGGGGAAACCUGCCUUAUUUAGGGUAAAAGACAACACAUUUAGUGCCUCCCCUGUUACCAAAACAGUACGACCGACACUACACAAAACAGUCUCUGGAAUGACACAACCAUGGUCUCCUAGAGAUAGCCUGAGCGGGUCUGAAAGGGGUGAGGAGGACCCAGAUCUUUUUAAAGACUGUUUGGAAGUCCAAAGCCCAAUCCCACAACUUAACAGGUUACCUACGCAAGUCAAAUUGCAACCAGCAUCCCAGUUCACUCCAGUACAGAAAAGAACCCUGGUAUUGCUGGAUGGGUACACGGUGCCAGAGGAGGAGGAGUGGCGAUCGGCCAUAGGUUCUGUUCCAGAGGGAAUCGAGAGCUUGAGAACCAGUGCAGGAGAUACCACAGAGGAGCUCGCGUUUAGCAAAGAGGCACCUAAGGCACCGAGCGAGAGAUCGGAAUCCGUCUGCAGUGGACAUGAGAAUCAAUCUCAGAACAAGCCUCCCACCGUCCCUCCAAAAUCAGAGAAAGCCCUUCGUCGUGCCAUGAAGCUGACCUCCAGGAGGAUCCAGAAAGCGGCAGAGACCAAAAACAGGUCUGAGCGCGGCCGGAGCAGCGAGAAGGGUGCCAGUCAGAAACGUGAGAGGAGGCAUCACAGCAGUGAUAAAGUGCUCAGUAAACAAUCUUACCAACGAGAACAGGGCGCCGACGGAGGUGGUAACCAAAGAACGGGUGAAGACAGCAGUCAGACGCCUCUGCCAAAAAGCCAAGCAGGUGCAAGAAGGUCUAGUAAUCCAGACAGUCAGGGUAAGGAGAGUAGAAAACCAAAACCUGGUGGUCACCAGCGAGAUGUAAAGGACUUCACUGAGAGGAAAUGUGAAGAUAAAGGUCAAUUCGACGUGCCGGACGUUGAUGUCUGUGGUGAAAGACCGGGACGUACGGCUGAUAAGGUCUACCGCAGGGCUCAAAGUCUGGACAGAUUUUCAUGUAGUAAAAAUGAACAAAGGUUGUCCAGCACGGUAGACUCUACAAAUACUGAAGCAUCCACAAACUUCUCCACUCCACAAAGAGCACCUAUCCACCUAUCCAGGCAAAACAGCAUGGAACUGAUAUACGCCCCUCCAGCAAACAACAUUGUAACCCAGUCCUUUCCAAUAACCCAAAGAAGGCUUUUGCAGGAUCCAGAUUCAGGACAGUAUUUUGUAGUGGACAUGCCAGUAAAGGUCAAAACAAAGACCUUCUUCGAUCCAGAGACGGGCAGUUACGUCCAACUGCCGGUUCAGUCUCUGGAGGCACAGUCACAAGCCAUGGAGGUUCUGAAGGCACCCGCGGUUAUGCUGUACCAUGGAUAUGUUCCAUUGCCCGUAUCAGCCGUGGCACAACAGAAUUCCACGGCCAAUGCGGUUAAUUCCGACUACCUGGAUGUAUUUGAAUCCAGUGAACUAGACAGACAGCGCCAUGUUGAAUGCAUGAACACGAUGAACGAGCACUUACCACAGGAGGACUUGGAUUUAGAUCCGGGAAUAAGAAACUGACAUUAUCGACCAAGGCAUGGUCCUAAAAUUGAGUUGGUCUGAGUUUAAGCAUCGUCUAGUAAAUAUAGUCGGACUUGACACUGAAUCACUGUUUUUACACCGUAUCUACGUAUGUUCAUUUGCCUUAAUAGAAAAGACUAUUGUUUUCAUCCUGCCUGUAGCACUGUCUGUGUUGUUAUAAGGUCCUGGGUGAUAAUGCUUUUACGAGGUUUAAAUGCUAUAAUAAGGUUUAACAUUUUUAUACAUGUUGUAAAUCCACACGUUUAACAGAUGUACUUUUGCAGAUAAAACGAUGCACUGAAAGAAGUUAAGAAAUGAAAGAAAAACGUUUGCUUUGUCUUAAAUGGCAUAAUUACAAGUAAAACGGCCUGUACGGCAUUUUGGAGUGUAUUUUAAGAUGAUAGAAUUCAUGUCGCUGUGUUGCUAGCUUUGUAAAAUGUCAAGCAUUCCAAUAAAAACCUCAAACCUAG
Molecule: messenger RNA, 5887 nt
Organism: Trichomycterus rosablanca
Lineage: Eukaryota; Metazoa; Chordata; Actinopteri; Siluriformes; Trichomycteridae
Product: cardiac-enriched FHL2-interacting protein
Exons: 2
Coding region: 246-5417 (1723 amino acids)
Biological process (GO): positive regulation of calcineurin-NFAT signaling cascade
Cellular component (GO): Z disc
Source: RefSeq, a predicted model, not a curated record